UUAGGUAGAUAGUAGUGAAAACUCCACUACAUGCUCCGUGCUCACGAUAACCUGUAAAGAUAACGUGUACAAGUUUAAAAGAUUUUCUGUUUGCGAUGUCAUUAUUUUCUGUGUUGAUGAUACCAGAAAACGUAUCUGAUUGGUGGGAUUGGUUAGUUUUCCGUGACCUGUGUGUUAUACUUUGGGUAUUAUAUGUACUGGCAAGAAUGUAUCUGAACAGUUCUGUUCGGUCUAGGUCACUUGAUUUAGCUAUUAUCCCCCUGUGUAUCAUUAUCACAGUUACCACUAGCGGAAAGGGGCUGUAUACCAGGAUACCAGAUAUUUCCAGAUCACAUUGUGUAGAACAGUACAUCGUAACCCUGCAUCUUCUACUCAGCAUUUCAUCCGCUCUGUAUUUGUAUUUUGAUGGAAUCGUAGAAACUGGUGAAGUUGUUCCCCGUCCUAAAACCAUUAUCAUCCCCGCCUGUACUGAGUUAGUAACUGAUGCUAAUCUGGAGACAGUAUUCCGGUCUAAUUGUAAGGAUUUUGAAACAGCAAAACUCGAAUGGAUUGGUGUUUACAGUGUGCCUUUAGAUGCUCCAUUCAAAAGUUCCAACCCUUGGCCUGUUAUUAAACGUUUUUUUCAAAAGCAAUUUUCCGUGGUAGACUACCAUGUUUUUGUCGUCUUACAUACAAAAGAUGGAAGAUACUUUGCAGUUGAAAAACAAAAAUACGGUGUAUAUGUUAGUUUUGGAGGAAGUCUUGACUCGGUUAUAUUUUACUUUAAAGGAGCACCGCGUGCAAAUCCUACCAGGGAGUUGAAAAAAGCCCAGUCUACUUCAUUACUUGGUGACGUAGUCUGUCAUUUGAAAGACAUACUGCCGACGAAUUGUUAUAGUGUAUGGAAUAAAAACUGUCAGCAUUUUGCAAAAAACAUCUUCGAUAUUUAUGCAGUUAACGCAAAAUGGGAUUUUAUUUCAUACACUGAUGUUCAUUUACUUUUCAGUAGACGUGGAUUUCCUUUAAUUGUACUGCUACUGUUUGUUUCUUGUAUCUACGAGCUAUAUCUUCUGAACACAGACAAUGAGACACAGUACGCUGUGUACAUAGUGAUACCAGUCUCACUGUACCUGCUGUUAAGCACUAAUAAGAAUGCGAUUAUAUCUAUAGUUAGGCUGCUAUUCGGGAUGUUAUUCUUAGAUAUGUUAUUGGAAGGUAUAUUGUAUACUCCUCUCGGUGCUAUUAGAAAAAGAGGAGCACAGUAUAGUGAGAUGUGGAGAUCUGGUUCUUGGUUCGACAAAUGUUGGUUACCACUGUGUUAUGUGAUGGUUUAUUUACUCAUUAGUAUCUACUUGUAUCUUUACUGGUUUCUUGACGUACUACUACACAUGCUAAGUUAUCUGUUGGGGUACCUGACUACACGACGUGUACCAGUCUUAUCUCCGUUACUUGCUGUUGUAACCUGGUUGUAUGAUAAAGUUUGCAAAAUAAAUCUUACAAGGUGCAUCAUCCCUUUGUAUAUUGCUACUGUAAUAUACUUCAGUUUACAGGACUAAGUAGUAACAAGGUUUCAUUAACUUGACCUACUGACUUAGAGCUGCUUGUCUGGUUGAAUAAUG
Bolinopsis microptera is the source of this 1598-nucleotide messenger RNA. RefSeq lists its product as uncharacterized. Bases 96 to 1535 code for a protein of 479 amino acids. The transcript is spliced from 5 exons. Lineage: Eukaryota; Metazoa; Ctenophora; Tentaculata; Lobata; Bolinopsidae. The record is from RefSeq and is a predicted model, not a curated record.